Molecule: messenger RNA, 2910 nt
Organism: Penicillium coprophilum
Lineage: Eukaryota; Fungi; Ascomycota; Eurotiomycetes; Eurotiales; Aspergillaceae
Product: putative DNA mismatch repair protein (Mlh3)
Exons: 2
Coding region: 1-2910 (969 amino acids)
Biological process (GO): mismatch repair
Cellular component (GO): mismatch repair complex
Molecular function (GO): ATP binding; ATP hydrolysis activity; ATP-dependent DNA damage sensor activity
Source: RefSeq, a predicted model, not a curated record
AUGCCUCCUUCCCAAUCAAUCAUACGAGCGCUACCUUCUGAUGUGAUUGCAAAGAUCAAAUCAUCUACAGCGAUCGUGCAUCUGACUGGUGUCAUUUUGGAGCUAGUCAAGAACUCUUUGGAUGCUAAUGCAAAUACUAUAUUCGUCACUGUCGAUUUUAAACGUGGUGGCUGUAUAGUUGAAGAUGAUGGCGAAGGAAUUCCUCCAAGCGAGUUCGAGGUUACAGGAGGGCUGGGCAAGCCUCACCAUACAUCUAAAUUCAAAAUGAGUGGCUUGUAUGGCCACCAGGGCUUAUUCCUGGCUUCCUUGGCCUCCUUGUCUUUGCUCACUGUGACUUCUCGUCACAUUCGUCAUCCAUGCACAAACUCACUCAUUCUUCAUCAUUCGACGCCCGUGGCUCGGCUAAACCCUGCGCCGCCACAUCAAGUGCUUCGGUCUGCGAGCCAUGGCACAUCUGUGACUGUCAAUGAUCUUUUUGGUAACAUGCCAGUCCGCGUCAAGAGUCGAGCCCUCACUCUUCAGCGGCCGGACGAGCUAGAACGAGAGUGGGACCAUCUUAGGAACUCGUUGGUGUCUCUCCUUUUGGCCAAUCCUCGAUUUUCAAAACUAGUCCUUCUCGAUACGGAAAGAAAUAAACGGAUAUCCGUUCGUCUUGCGACUAUCUCCAUGGCCGAAACACGCAUCGUUCAUCCUCAGAUGGAGUUUGACCUCAAACGUAUCGGCUUGAUUCUCACACAAUCUGGAAUGAUCACACCACAAAGUUUGGAUGCUUGGCGUGAAAUUUCAGCGUCUGUUUCUGGUCUUGUGGUUCGGGGAGCAAUAUCUCUCCAACCCAGUCCGACUCGAAAGUGUCAAUUCAUCUCUUUUGGGAAGGAGCCGGUUUUCUCGCGCAAUAGCUCGAAUGUCCUUUAUAACGAAGUGAACCGGCUAUUCGGUUCGUCAGAUUUCAGUAAUGUUGGACUCAUGUCUAGCAGAAGCUCUGUUCCACAUCCUGCGUCUUCGGUGGAUCAGCUUGAUGUCCCAAGUGACGCAAGUACUCGAAGCUGGGCAAAUUCCACCAAUAAGUGGCCAAUGUUUUACAUCCGCAUUGACACGAAUGAUUUUAUUCAGUUAGAUGAUGAUGGAUCCGAGCAUCUUCCAGAAUCGGCGAAAUCGAUUCAACGUAUAGUUGAUAUACUUGGGGCCAUGGUCCAUGAGUUUUUGAAGCAACAAAAUCUCCGUCCUCGUAAUAGCAAACAGCAGAUCAUAUCAUCAAUCAAAAAACGGAGUAUCCGUUCCAAAGUAUCCCAAUCAGCUGGCAGUUCUCGUGGCCCCUUUCAACAAGGCCAAUCUCUUUCGGGCACAGAAGAGGCAUUCAGCGAUCGUCUGAAGAUCCCAUCAUUCUCAAGAGUCCAGUCCCCGAACUCUGGCCAAAGCUUCGCCAAUUGGUCCAGGGUAAAAGCCGCCAAGGACUUCAAAGGACAUUCUCCGAUGCAUCGAGCACCUCAGCGUUCUCAUGCGGCUUCUGGUGUAGUACAGGGAGAGAGUUCCUUGUUUACCCUCCCUAAGCAUAGGCCAAGCCGUCGAUACGAUAGCCAGGAGGGCACAAUACUUCUAAUGCCCGUUAAUAAAAUGGUUGAAGGCAGAGACAAAGAAAAGGAAGUCCCUGGAGACUCGACGUCAGACAAGAUGAUCACCUGGAUCGAUCCACAUACCAAGCUGGCCUAUAUGAUUAAUCCUCGAACGGGCCAAACGAUGUACUCUCGGAAGUCAUCAGCUACCCAGUGCUCUCCCACCUCUCAUAUCGAUACCUUUUCCAAGCAUCCAGUGCAAACCCCUUGGAUUGAAAACCUGCUGGAGACAUGGGACAAUCCUUCAUUCAGCCGAACAGAAAUGCCAAUACCAAAUUUGGGCACAGAGUCUGCCCAUCAGCAUAGUGCAAUUACUUCUUCGCACGACUGCUUCAAGGGCAUUGGAUCGCUUGAUACAGCACAGGUUGCCAAAUAUCGAGGAAAAAUUCAUCGCCGUGCGCUCAAGACUGCCGAAGUGAUAGCCCAGGUGGACAAAAAGUUCAUAUUGGCCAAGGCCCAUACCACUCCUGUCAAUCUCAAUUGGGAGGGGCCUUCAGACGAUGUUCUGCUUUUAAUAGAUCAACACGCGGCCGAUGAGCGGUGUCGAAUUGAAUUGUUGUUCGGGGAAAUGUUCGUUUCUACUGAGCAAGAUGACAAUUUAGAGUCGGGAAGUCGAGUGCGCACUGUCCAGGUUGAUUCUUUAGCAUUCGAAAUUUCAUUGACGGAAGGCGAUCUUUUCCAAAAAUAUAUGAGUCUUUUCUCAGUCUGGGGUAUUGAGUAUGUGACACAUCGCAAGACCAACUCCACUGUCUUGAUCGCCGUGCAUACUCUUCCUGUUCUAAUAGCUGAACGCUGUCGACUCGAGCCUCGUGUGCUGAUUGACUUGAUGAGACGUGAGAUCUGGUCAAGUGAGGAAGAUGGCAGGAAGUCAUUCCAGUGGAAGAAAGCAUUUGAAGACGAAGAUGCCGACCAGGAUCUCGAACUAUCAGACAGCGAUGACGUGGUACACAAAGGAACAUCUGCCUCAUCUGCCUCGCGCUCGUGGGUUCAGCUUAUGAAUGGAUGUCCUCAAGGCAUCAUGGAUCUUCUUAACUCUCGUGCCUGUCGCACUGCUAUCAUGUUCAAUGACCCGCUGGACCUUGGAGACUGUCAGGCCUUGAUCUCUAGGUUGGCUCGUUGUGUCUUUCCUUUUCAAUGCGCCCACGGCCGCCCUUCAAUGAUCCCUAUACUUGACCUACGAUCCCUAUCUGACACUGCUGUUUCAUUACCGCUAGACCUGGAUAAUGGAGUAUCCGCUUAUGAUAACGACGGCAUGAAUCUGGAUUUUGUGGAGGCGUUCAGAACACGUUAUGUAACAUAA